Molecule: messenger RNA, 366 nt
Organism: Loa loa (African eye worm)
Lineage: Eukaryota; Metazoa; Nematoda; Chromadorea; Rhabditida; Onchocercidae
Exons: 1
Coding region: 1-366 (121 amino acids)
Source: RefSeq, a predicted model, not a curated record
AUGAUACACACCCAUUUCCAAUGUAUAUAUAUAUAUAUACAUACACACAUACACAUACAUACGCACACAUACAUGUACAUACGCACAAUGCACACACAUAUGCACAUACAUGAACAUACUCACACAUACACAUAUACAUACAUAUGCAUACACACGUACACAUACACAUACACACAUACGUACAUAUAUACGUCACAUAUACAUACAUACAUACAUACGUACAUAUACACACAUACAACGUAUAUACACAUACACACAUACACAAACGUACACUCAUAUAUAAAUAUAAUAUUACAUAAAUAUAUAUUGCAGGAAGAAAAAAAACAGGAACAAUUAAUGGAUGGUAAUUUAAAAAAAAAAAGCUGA